Molecule: messenger RNA, 1347 nt
Organism: Lactuca saligna
Lineage: Eukaryota; Viridiplantae; Streptophyta; Magnoliopsida; Asterales; Asteraceae
Source: the annotation of a GenBank genome assembly
AUGUUUAAAAGCAUGUACACACAUAUGCCAACUUCUUGUAUAACAUUACAACUAACAAAGAAAAUGAUGAGAGUUAUCACCUUGUUAAGAAAUACCCUCCAAGGGGUUGAAAUUUCUGAAGAAAACAUGGAACCUAUGAAUGAGUUGGUAGUGAUGAAAAAGGAGCUCUUUCAAGUUCUUGAUCAAGUCCUUCGUGAAACCGUUUCUUUCCCUAAUGAUCAAGAAAUCGGAAACUUUUGUUUGGAAAAUGCAUGUUUGAUCUUUUGCACAGCUUCGAGCUCGAUUAGAUUGCAUGCUCUUGAGACAAAUGUGGAAUUAUUGGUAGUUGAUGAAGCUGCUCAACUGAAAGAAUGUGAAUCUUUUAUCCCUUUGCAACUUUCGGGUCUUCGUGAUGUUAUACUCAUUGGGGAUGAGAUGCAACUACCUGCAAUAGUUGGGAGUCCGAUAUGUAGGGAAACGAAGUUUGGAAGGAGCUUAUUUGAAAGAUUGGUGUCACUAAAACAUCCGACACUCCUACUUGAUGUCCAAUACAGAAUGCAUCCUGAAAUAAGCCUCUUUCCUAACCAAGAAUUCUAUGGAAACAAGAUUAAAAAUGGCCCAAACGUAUAUAUACCAAAUUACAAAAAGCAGUUUCUUAAAGGAGACAUGUUUGGACCAUACUCCUUCAUUCAUUUAACCCAAGGGAAAGUCGAAUUCGAUAAAACCAACAGUGGAAAAAACAUGGAGGAAGUAGCUGUGGUUGUUGAAUUGAUUACAAAGCUUCAUGAAGAAAGUGUCACGAAAAACAGAAAGAUUAGCGUGGGUUGCGUAACACCAUACACGGCUCAAGUUUCUGCAAUACAAAGUAAACUUUCAGACAUUUAUCAAGUCAUAAAAGCGGGAAAACAUGAGUUUUCUUUGAAUGUUAAAACUGUUGAUGGGUUUCAAGGGUGUGAAGAGGAUGUGAUAAUCAUUUCAACUGUAACUGGAAUUUCGAGUGGAUCUAUUGGUUUUCUAGCUAGAUCUCAAAGAGCAAAUGUGGCUCUAACACGAGCAAGGCAUUGUUUGUGGAUAUUGGGAAAUGGAGAUACGUUGAGGAAUAGCAGCAACACAUGGAGGCGAUUAGUCAACAACGCCAAGGCUCGAGGUUUUUUUUAUGUUGGUAAUGAAGACGAGAGUUUGGCUAAUGUGAUCAAACAAAGGAAUUUAGAGGUUUCAAAGAUGUGGUCAAAGGGUGAUGAGAAUGGAUUCUUAUCAAAUGGAAUUUCAGCAAUGAGUUUGAGAGAAGAAGCAAGCUCAUCAUCAUCACCAUCAUCUGGAUUAUGUUUGGAGGGACAUAAAGCUCAGCAAAAGCACACAAAAUUUUAG